Messenger RNA from Amphimedon queenslandica, 419 nucleotides. RefSeq lists its product as uncharacterized. Bases 91 to 408 code for a protein of 105 amino acids. The record is from RefSeq and is a predicted model, not a curated record. Lineage: Eukaryota; Metazoa; Porifera; Demospongiae; Haplosclerida; Niphatidae. The transcript is spliced from 5 exons.
AGGGAAGAGAGAAAGUUGAUGAUGAAAAUGAUGGAGUUACUAAUGACAGCAAAAUAACAGAUAAGGAGCUUGUAGCUUUAAAAGACUCUCAUGUAUUUAAUGCUUACGUUUACAAGUAUUUCAUCUCCUGCUACUCGCAAUGCUUCUUCUUCUUCAGCUGCUGCUUCUGUUAUUAAUACUCCAAGGAACCUGUCAGUUACUGCUUCUCCUAAUCAAACAGUUUCAAGGUCUAGGAAGAAGCGUAAGAAGAUUACCAAUUCAACUGGACCUCAUAAACAACCGGCAAGACAGAGUAUUAGUAAGGAAGUAGAGCCACCAGUUAAACCUGGUACUCCUGCAAGGGAAGGAGUUACUACAUCACCUGCAAAAACUGUCACUCAAACAAGGUACAAUAAUUAUAACUUAUAAUCAUAAUAGCC